CCAGACGCAACACGCACGGCACAAUGACGUACUUGUACAUUCUGGCCUUUGUGGCAGCUUUGCUCCCCGCACUGUACUACUACUUCACCAGGACAUUUGGUUACUGGAAAAAGAGAAAUGUCGUUGGACCCAAGCCGGUACCGUUCUUCGGAAACCUUAAGGAUUCGUUCCUGAGACGAGAGACCUUGAUAUGUACAUACAGAAACAUUUACGAGGCUUAUCCCAAAGAAAAAGUGGUCGGAAUCUACAGAAUGACUACACCGGCUAUCCUGGUGCGCGACUUAGAGCUUGUUAAGCAUAUACUCAUCAAGGACUUUGAUAACUUCGUCGACAGAGGAGUGGAAAUAAGCGACAAGGCUAUGGGAGCAAACUUGUUCCACGCCGAUGGCGACAGAUGGAGAGUUCUGAGGGGACAUUUCACACCCGCGUUUACAUCGGGAAAGCUCAAAAACAUGUUGUACCUAAUGACGGAGCGCGCGGAUAAAUUCAUCGAAUACAUCGAUAAUAUUACACAAACGCAGCCAGAACAGUCUAUGCACCAGUUAUUCCAAAAGUACACGAUGUCAAUGAUCAGCGCCUGCGCCUUCGGUCUGGAUCUAGACGAAAACAUGAUAGGUACUUUGCAAAAAAUGGACAAAAUGAUUUUUGGCGCCAACUACGGCACCGAGCUGGAUAUGAUGUAUCCUGGCAUAUUGAAAAAAAUCGGUGGUUCGAUCAUGCCGCGGUUGGUGAUAGACUUUUUUCAAAAUCUCGUAAAACAAGUCAUAAAUCAGAGAGGCGGAAAACCGACAGGUAGAAAAGAUUUUAUGGAUUUAAUUCUUGAAUUGAGACAACAGAAAGUAAUCGAAGGAGCGAAGAGAUUUGAAAACAAAAAUGUAACGUCAUUCGAACUGACGGACAGUAUAAUUGCGGCGCAAGUGUUUACUUUCUAUGCAGCCGGGUACGAGUCGAGUGCGUCCACGAUGGCCUUCAUGUUGUACGAGUUGGCCAAACACCCCGACAUUCAGGACAAGGUCAUCAAAGAGAUCGACGAAGUCCUCAAGCGUCACAAUGGUGAAGUAACCCACGAAUGCUUGAACGAGAUGACGUACUUACAUCAGGUGUUCGAUGAGACGUUGAGAAUGUACCCGUUGGCUGAUUUGCUGCAGCGAAACGCUAAAGAAGAUUACGAGCUACCAGGCACCGACAUUACUGUGAAGAAAGGACAAACGGUGAUCAUCAGUGGCUUUGGUAUACAUCAUGACCCUAAAUACCACCCAGACCCGGAAAAAUUCGAUCCGGACCGUUUCAGUCCCGAAAAUGCAAAGAAUAUAGACUCCUGCGCCUAUUUACCAUUUGGAGUUGGGCCCAGGAACUGCAUAGGGAUGCGUUUCGCUAAAAUACAAUCACGAAUUGGCAUGGCUAAAUUCUUUUCCAAAUAUCGCGUCGAGCCGUCGAAGAAGACUGCAAUGAAGUUAACAUUCGAUCCCACGCGUGCAUUGCUCUCGGCUACUGGAGGAAUCUACCUAAAUAUUGUGCUUCGAUAAACUUCAAACCAUGUUAAAGAAAUGCCUGGUUUACAUGCCAGUAGCGUUGGCGUGCAACUGACAUAAUGUAAACAUUAACUGAUGCCUCUGAGCCCAUACAAUCCAUGCCACGGCGCUAUUUUUCAACUGUAUUGGCCAAAUGUAAACCAGGCAUAAUAACAUUAACUGUCAUAGUCAGAGUCGCUUAAUGGUUAUUUAAAUCCCUUUAGAUCAGAUUUUCAUCUACCUUAAAGUUCUCUCGUAGUAACUACUUUGUGACUGUGAGUGCGGCAGUACGGUACUC
This is a messenger RNA of Papilio polytes (common Mormon), 1809 nucleotides long. Its product is annotated as cytochrome P450 6B5-like. The record is from RefSeq and is a predicted model, not a curated record. The transcript has 2 exons. Lineage: Eukaryota; Metazoa; Arthropoda; Insecta; Lepidoptera; Papilionidae. The coding region runs from base 24 to 1526 and encodes 500 amino acids. Gene Ontology annotation, molecular function: heme binding; oxidoreductase activity, acting on paired donors, with incorporation or reduction of molecular oxygen; monooxygenase activity.